Molecule: messenger RNA, 648 nt
Organism: Ctenocephalides felis (cat flea)
Lineage: Eukaryota; Metazoa; Arthropoda; Insecta; Siphonaptera; Pulicidae
Product: sodium-dependent nutrient amino acid transporter 1-like
Exons: 6
Coding region: 1-648 (215 amino acids)
Biological process (GO): sodium ion transmembrane transport
Cellular component (GO): membrane
Molecular function (GO): L-amino acid transmembrane transporter activity
Source: RefSeq, a predicted model, not a curated record
AUGACGGUUAUAAGAGAUCGUUUUCCUCAGGUAAAACAUUGGCAAGCUGCAGUUGGAAUCGCUUGUGUCGGUUUUUGCGUAGGAACAGUUUAUGUUACUCCGGGAGGCCAAGCCGUUUUAAACCUUGUGGAUCAUUUUGGAGCUUCAUUCAUCGUUUUCUUUUUGGCGAUCGCACAAAUGUUGGCAAUCAGUUGGAUAUAUGGUUUGGACAAUUUCUGUCGGGACGUCCGCUUCAUGCUGGGCGAGAAAGUGGGCCACGUAACCCGUUACUGGCGUAUCUGCUGGGGCGUCGUGACUCCCAUUCUGAUGGUCGUCAUCCUGAUAUACACGUUAGUGACUCUGACCCCUCUCAAGUACGCCGGUCAAGAUUAUCCGGAUUAUGUGUACGCUGUUGGCUGGUGCUUGGCGGCCGCUGGCUUGGCUCAAUUACCAUGUUGGGCAAUUUGGGCUUUAUACCAACAAAAAGGACAAAAUUUCCUACAAAGGCUUUGGGGUGCUUUAUCCCCUCAAUCGAAUUGGGGACCCCUGGACGACCAAACUCGCAGCGAGUGGAGAGCUUUCAAACAACUCGAAGACGAAAAGGAACUCGCCCGAGGCUCACCAAGAAACUUUUGGGAAAGGCUGAAAGACGCGUUACUUGGACAAUAA